Molecule: messenger RNA, 5967 nt
Organism: Syngnathus acus (greater pipefish)
Lineage: Eukaryota; Metazoa; Chordata; Actinopteri; Syngnathiformes; Syngnathidae
Gene: clstn1
Product: calsyntenin 1
Exons: 19
Coding region: 189-3134 (981 amino acids)
Biological process (GO): positive regulation of synapse assembly; homophilic cell-cell adhesion; positive regulation of synaptic transmission
Cellular component (GO): cell surface; postsynaptic membrane
Molecular function (GO): kinesin binding; amyloid-beta binding; X11-like protein binding
Source: RefSeq, a predicted model, not a curated record
AGAAGCGGCGAUUGAAGGGAGUGCAGACGGCCAUCUUAGAGCUACCAUCAACACCGCGGAAUCACCCAUUGAUUCCCCUCUUUUUUUUCCUCGUUAGAUAAGCGACUGGCGAGCGAAUUUCAACGAGAACAAGAAGAGGACGAAGGGUGCGUGUAUCCAAGUUUGUCGCGGCUCAACUCCAAGUCGGGAUGCGCUUCCGAAGGAAUAAACUCUUUGCAUCCAACGUCGGACUGGUCCUGGCGCUGGUGUGCGCGCUGGAUGCGGCUAAAGUCAAUAAGCACAAGCCAUGGAUCGAGACCACUUACCACGGUAUCGUGACAGAGAACGAUGACAAAGUGCUGCUGGACCCGCCUUUAAUUGCACUGGACAAGGAUGCGCCUCUACGCUAUGCAGAGAGUUUUGAGGUGACCCUCACUGAAGAAGGUGAGAUUUGCGGCUUCAGGAUCCACGGGCAGAAUGUCCCUUUCGAAGCUGUGGUCUUGGACAAGUCUAGUGGCGAGGGGAUCAUCCGGGCAAAGGACAAGUUAGACUGCGAGCUGCAGAAGGAACACACCUUCACCAUUCAAGCAUACGACUGCGGCGAGGGACCUGACGGUGCCAACAUGAAGAAAUCACACAAGGCCACUGUCCACAUACAGGUGAACGACCUCAACGAGUACUCGCCGGUGUUCAAAGAGAAGUCUUACAAAGCCACCGUCAUUGAGGGGAAAAAAUACGACAGCAUUCUGAAGGUGGAGGCUGUGGACGCAGACUGCUCUUUCCAGUUCAGUCAGAUCUGCAACUAUGAAAUUGUCACCCCGGAUGUGCCCUUCACCGUUGACAAAGAUGGCUUCAUUAAAAACACAGAGAAACUAAACUACGACCGAGAGCACAUGUAUAAGCUGACUGUGACCGCUUAUGACUGUGGAAAGAACCGUGCCUCUGAGGACGUCCUGGUCAAGAUCAGCGUCAAGCCAACUUGCAAACCCAGCUGGCAAGGCUUCAAUAAGAGGAUUGAAUAUGAGCCUGGCACAGGCAGCUUGGCUCUUUUCCCCAGCAUGCACCUGGAGACCUGCGAUGAGCCAAUUACCUCCAUCAGAGCUACCGUUGAACUAGAAACCAACCAUAUUGGAAAGGGAUGUGACCGUGACACCUACUCUGAGAAGUCCCUGCACAAGCUGUGCGGAGCCAGCUCCGGUGCUACGGAGCUGCUGCCAGCACCCAGCAGCUCCACCAACUGGACGGUUGGACUACCCACCGAUAAUGGGCACGACAGCGACCAGGUGUUUGAGUUCAAUGGCACCCAGGCCAUCAAGGUUCCUGACGGCUUGGUGAGCACCAGCCUGAAGGAACCCUUCACCAUAUCUGUGUGGAUGAGACAUGGCCCCGGGGCCCAUGAGAAGGAGACCAUCCUCUGCAACUCUGACAAGACAGACAUGAACAGGCACCACUAUUCACUCUACGUGCACAACUGCAAGCUGAUCCUUCUCCUCCGUCAAGAUCCAUCGGAGGCGGAGAACUAUAAACCGGCCGAGUUCCACUGGAAACUCGACCAGGUGUGUGACAAAGAGUGGCAUCACUAUGUGCUGAAUGUGGAGUUCCCCACGGUGAUGUUGUUUGUGGAUGGGGCUACUUUCGAACCCUUCCUGGUCACAGAGGACUACCCACUGCAUGCCUCCAGGAUUGAGCCUCAGGUCACCGUCGGUGCUUGCUGGCAAGAACGCUCGGGAUAUGACAAUGACACUGAGACAGUCUCUGAGUCUUCCUCAGGCGGAAACGCACGCAUGGCCCAGUUUUUUCACGGAAACCUUGCAGGGCUGAUGAUUCGCUCGGGCAAGCUGGAGAACAAGAAGGUUAUUGACUGUUUGUACACUUGCAAGGAGGGCCUAGAUGUGCAGCUGCCUGAGGAGGUCGCUUCCGCGGUUAAGGUGGAGUUUAACCCCAACCAGUCCUCUCUGACUGUCGAGGGGGACGAUAUUGAUGCUUUUGACAAGGUCAUGCAGCACGUCUCCUACUUGAACUCCCGUCAGUUCCCGACACCCGGCAUCAGGCACCUUCGCAUCUCCACCGCUGUCAAAUGCUUCAACGAGGAGUCCUGCGUGACCAUGCAGGAUGCCGAAGGUUACGUGAUGGUGCUGCAGCCCGAGGAGCCCAAGAUCAGCCUGAGUGGCAUUGACCACUUUGCCCGCAGUGCUGCCGAAUUUGAGAGCCAAGAAGGCGUGACGCUGUUCCCCGAGCUGCGCAUCGUCAGUACCAUCACCCGCGAGGUGGAGGUUGACGCCGAGUCUGAAGCCACAGAAGGAGCGGACGAUGACCCCACAGUCCAAGAGACGGUGGUGUCUGAGGAGAUCAUGCACAACCUGGACACGUGCGAAGUGACCGUGGUGGGAGAUGAACUGAAUGCAGAGCACGAGGGCCUGGAGGUGGACAUGGAGCAGCUGCAGCAACGUGGCCUUGAGAUGAGCUCCUCCCACCUUAGCCUCGUCAUCACAGGCGUGAACACUAUGGCCAACUACGAGCAAGUCCUACAUCUCAUCCGUUACAAGAACUGGCACACUGAGGCGCUCUUCGACAGGAAAUUCAAACUGGUGUGCUCUGAGCUCAAUGGGCGCUACGUCAGCAAUGACUUCAAGGUCGAGGUGAACGUAAUCCACACGGCCGGCACCAUGGAGCAUUUGAGCAGUGCCAUGGUGCAGCCCAACUUCAUCAACCCUGUGCAUCAGGCAUCCGUGGACUUGUCUGGUCACAACCUGGUCAACGCUCACCAGGCGUCAGUGGUUCCCAGCGCGGCCACCGUCGUUAUCGUCGUCUGCGUCAGUUUCCUGGUGUUCAUGAUCAUUCUGGGCGUGUUCCGGAUCCGAUCCGCACACCAACGCACCAUGGGGGACCAGGAGAACGGCAAGGAGAACGAGAUGGACUGGGACGACUCAGCCCUCACUAUCACCGUCAACCCCAUGGAGACGUAUGAAGACCAGCACAGCAGUGAGGAGGAGGAGGAAGAGGAGGAGGAGAGCGAGGAAGGGGAGGAGGAAGACGAUAUCACGAGCGCCGAGUCGGAGAGCAGCGAGGAUGACGAGGGUGGCGAACAGGAGGACCAGCAGGGGGCCAGCAGACAGCAGCAGCUGGAAUGGGACGACUCCACCCUCACUUACUAGAACAACACUCGCACACACAAACCCACCCGCACACAUCACUCAUUUGCACUCACUCAGACGUUCAUCCUCACUACACGAAUAUAAGGAGCCGUGAAGUUUAAACAAAAAUAAUCCUGGUCAAGGUUUCCCUCUUGUCAUCUUAGUGGCCCUACUUGGUGUUGUGUAGUCAUCAGCGGCUUUUUUUAAAACUUAAUUUAUUCACAGGUAAUCUUGGCCAAAAUUUCUUUUCCAGUGUGUGAGGAAGCCAAUUGUGCACUUUUUUUUAGUUGUCUCUCCCACACAAGGCUUCGGAAUCAUUUCUAGAUUUGUUUCAGCAGCUGAACAUAACCGCUGGUAGACCAGUGAUUUGAAUUAAUGCUUUUAGCAACUCGACCACCUUUUUCUUGUGUUUUUUUUUUGUUUUUGCUUGGCUUUUUAACCUUUUAGUGCAUGAAGAAGUCUUAUGUGUAGAGAGAUCCAUUUCUUUUAAAAGUUGUUGUAAAUAUUAAGAAACCAUGUAAUUAGUCAAUGUGCUUGUGAAGGCCUUUGCCACAGGGUCCAAUAUCUACAAAUGCUUACUAUUUGUGUCACGCAGGUUGUAGCAUGUCGCUGAAAAUGUGUACAAAAGUGUCAGCUUUCUUGACCAAUGUUCUAAAGAUUUUUUUUCUUUUUUUAAACCCAUUUGUGCUCUCCUCUCUGCACAGAGGACACGUGCUUCGUUUUGCUUGCACGCACGUGCGUCCCUUUCAUUCCCGCUUGAUGGGAUGUAGAGUGCGCAAACGGACGACAGUUGCGAAGAUGCGAUGUGAGCAACCCGGAAAGACAGCCAUCCUCAGCCUAAUUCACAAAGGAGCACACCGGCUCCAGGUAAAACGUCUUGUCACUUGUAAAGAAAAUUGUCUCUGGUGCGGCCGUUUUAAUGUGAGCUAAUAAUAUUAAAGCAUUUAUCUCCAAGUAGUAAUAAUUGGGUGUUGGACUAAAUAUUGGACAGUAUAGCUUCUUGAAAACUUGCUAAACGCAGUGUCCUUCUGUCUAGCGUACAUGACAACAUUGUGAUUUUACUCCCAGAUGACGUUUUACUGUAUAUAUAUUUUUUCACAUGUACGUAUGUGAACAAAGUAGCUAGUUUGGGUCCUCCUUACUGCACACUACUUGUUCAAGCUGUCCAAAUGGCACUGGUAGACAGAUGAGUGAUGCCAACCUCCCCAUUUCCCGGAAGGCCCAGGUUUCCGAUCCCAAUAUGCAUUACGGAAGUGUAAUACUGUGUUGAGCAACAUUUAUUGAGCCAAGGCACAUUUUCCUUAAGAAAAAUCUUGCAGCACACCAUCAACCAAAAUGUCACUGAAGGUAUACAGUAUGCUUAAAAAAGAAUUAUUUUCUUGUCUCUAUUUACUCCCAAAUUGACUGACUCUGGGAAAUCCGUUCUUGUUUGGCCUGACACAAACCUAUUGUUUGUUGGACCUUUGCCAUCUAUUGGAAGAGAUUGUCAUUGUUCUGCCUGUCACUAUUGUCAAUGGCAUAGAUAGAUGAGCUAAGAUUCAUCAUGUAGUAAAUGUUUUUAAACAAUUAAGUAAAGGUCUCAAUCCUGUCACUCAUUAUCAUUUUUGCUCAAUGCGGGUGCGCUUUUGAAUUCAGUCAUAAGGUGAGAAAAUUAAAACAAAAUGUGGAAUGGAAAAAAAAAACUUUCUGAGAAAAGUUACAUUUUUACUAGGAUGUUUACAUAUUUUAAGACGUAGCUGGAGUUGUGCCGAUUCUCGCUUUGGGAAAUCAGGAGGCUCGGUAUCUCUGUAAUUGGGGGCAUGAAGUCCAACUCGCAAUUUUCGGCUUUCAAAGUUUAUAUCACAACUGCAAUUGUGUGGCAGAAAAGCACGAACAUGACACCUGGUGUGUUUAAAGCAAUUGUUUCUAUCGAAUGACACGAUCUCAUUAUUGGAUGGCACCUUUGCAGCAAUAUCUUGCUUGGAUAGAAUUUGUGUCAAAGGCAAAGCGGGAUAAAUGUCGCAAUCGUCUGCUACAGCUCUGGUGCAAGAUUCUUGAGUUAAAGAGGCUGAUGAGAAGAAUGUAAUUCUGCAUGAUAAUAGGCAUCGAAUUAUUUUUGUGUAAUGACCCCUCCGUGACGCCCCCUGCAGGCUUGAUGAUGGGAGUGCCUUUAGCUGGUCACAGUGCAAUGAGCAGAUGUAACAAAACCUGUGUUUUAAGUUGUUCAUUUGUAACUAUACUACUCGGUUUCUUAUUGAAGUUAAGUCUGUCUUAAAAAAAAAAAGUUUAAAAAAAAAAAGUAAAGCGCGACUAGUUUUGAUUUUACACACUGUCAAUGUGUCCAUGUUGAUGUGUAGUUUAUAUAGAUCCAUUGUGUAUCUUCUGUAGGUAUCGUAUUAAAUCCACCUUUAACCAGAUGUACAGUGUCAGUGCGUAAUGACAAAGCUUUGGCAGCAUAAGGGAGAAGCAAUUCUGUGUGUGAGCGCACACCUAAAAAUCUGAUUUGUGAUCAACCCCACUGAGCGACGCAUCACUCGCCCCAAUUGAAUGUCUCAGCCAUAGAAAUAGAAACAACAACGCUUAAGGAUGGAACGUCGCAUGAAUCACAAGUUUGUGGAUAUUUCAUGUUAUUGAGACAGGAGUGUGUAGAUGUGAGCCACUUUAUUCUUGUCUUUCACACAUCCACAAUACCCCACACCCCGUUUUGAUUUUUAGUUUUCUUUGACGUUUGCUCAAAACAUGGAAAUGUUUUGCGAGUUGGAAGGUUCCUUUGUGCUUGUUGGAGCUGCUCUCACUUUUCGACUACUAAUAGACAGGCAAACUGUAGUCAAGUUGAUGCUUGCUCGUGAACAAAAUAAAGGAGAAUUGGAUGGAA